This is a messenger RNA of Alosa sapidissima (American shad), 2058 nucleotides long. RefSeq names its product trichohyalin-like. Lineage: Eukaryota; Metazoa; Chordata; Actinopteri; Clupeiformes; Clupeidae. The record is from RefSeq and is a predicted model, not a curated record. The coding region runs from base 188 to 2002 and encodes 604 amino acids. The transcript is spliced from 4 exons.
AAUAUUUGGUGAUUGUGAUGUAAAUACUUGAAUCCUGGCCUGACAUCAACGUAGAUACCAUUUAAAUGUAAAGUUAUUUUCAUUCAAGGCAAAGAAAACAAAUGAGUGCCUCUUGAUCAGGGUUGAAUUACAUUGCAAUAUUGAUGAUAAAUAGUUUGGGCUACCACCAUCUACCUCCAAGAGAGGUAUGACCCUCCUCAAGCAAGAGGAGUGGCGACACUACCUGGACUGCCUGGUCGAUGCACAGCUCCGAGAGAUGGAGAGGAGACUCCAGCAUCGUGUGGCCAUGGUGCUGAGCCACACCCAGCAGCUAGAGACAGAGUGGAUUUACAGGGAGGCUUCCCAGCACCAGACGUCUGACCCUCUUCCACUGAUGGAUCAACAAGAUAAAAGGGCUGUAAUGAAGAGAAUGAGGAAGACCAGAGGGGAGCAGCCAAGCAGUCAGAGUGCCAAGAAGAGCCACUCAGGCCAAGAGAAACAGAGAGGUAGAGGACGGGAGAGAAAACACAGGACACUCCCAGACGGGAAGGAACAGGGCACAAGUCAGGACAAGGCAUUCUGUGGGAGCAAGAAGGAACACAGUGAGAGUGACUGGAAGAGGUGGUUGAGACAGCGUCUGUUUGGAAGUGAACGUUGGAAGUCAGCGUCACACACGGAAGUGAAGCAGGAUAACAUCAACAAAACAGUCAGACCCGACAGACAACACAAAGAGGGAGAAAGAGGGAGAGUGGAGGGGUUAACUAGAAACAAAGAUGGAGAGAAAGAGCAGCUACCUAAGGGACGUAGAGAUGAAAAGUGUGCCAGAGCUGACCAGUCCGGCAGAGAGGAUGAGAAGAGAGAGAGAGAGGAGCGAGAGUGUCACAAGGACAAACAAAAGAAAAGACAGGAUCAUAUUAGGAAAGGAGAGAUGGAAAAACAAAUAGAGAUGGAGAAGCUAAGGGAAAAUGAGCGAGAGGAGUUAGAGAAACUAUAUGACUAUAUAGAGAAGCUGAGAGAAGAGAUUAGACUGUUGGAAUUAGAGAAAAAUAUGGAGAAACUGAGAGGGGACGUUAGACUGUUGGAGGUAAAGAUGGUGAAAGGAAAAAACCACAUGAUUAAGGGAAAGGAGUCUGGAUACAAGAGAGGACUCAGUAGCAUGGAUGAGGAAAAGAGGCCAAGAGACAAAAGACAAGAGAGUGCUAAAGGAAAGGAGAUGGAGACACAGGGACGGACUGAAACAAGCCUGGAUAAACAGAAGAGUUCGGCGGACAUUACAGAAUUUGAGUUAGUAGUGAAAGUGAGUAGAAAAAUGUUGAGAAAGGAGCGAGAUGACAAGAAUGCUGAUAUUAAGGACUCUGUGGAAGAGCAGAACAGUGACAAAAUAAAACAUCAAUACGGAAAAAGUGUCAGUGAGGGAAAGGAGGACUGUGAGGUAGAGGAGGAAGAUGAAGAUGAGACAGAGAAGGUGGGGAGGAAAGAGAAAACACGUGGCUCAGAAUGUGCCAAGAGUGCAGAAGACAAGGACAGAAGCACAGCUACAGGGAAGGAGAGUGGUGGACACGGAGACACAAACUUUAACAAUGAGGUGAAAAGAAACACAGUAAAAGAGCCAGAGAAUGAUAUUUUAGAAGAAGGGAUGGAAAGAGGGAGGAGGAAAAUGACAGAAGUGGAGAGUUGUGACCUGUGGAAUUUAGACUUGAAGGAUGAUUUGAACAAGGAUGCAGGGACACAGUGGAAAGGACAGAUCAUAGAGCAGGACAGUGAUGGUUCAUGGAGUAUGGACUCUGAUGAGGAGAACACUAGAGUGACAGAGAGAGAUCAAGACAGUGACACUGACAGUCUGUGGGACACUGAUUCUUAUGAGAUGGACAGCAAUGGUCAGGCAGGGGAACAGAAACAAAUUGCUUUUGACAGUGACAGCUCAUGGGAUUCAGAAACUAAAGACGGAUUUCAAGGAGUUUUCAGAACCGUGGCUGUCUCCAUGAUCUCCAUACUUCACAAUACAUCUCAACAAAGGCCAUGAAUGUUAUUUUGUUAUUUAUAUGCCAUCGAUAAAAUAAAAAUUAAGAUAUUAACAUA